AUGUCUUCUCCGACUCCACCUCAAGACACCUCUCUGGAAAAACCUACUUCUGAGGACAUUACUCCAAAAACUGAUUGCCCGGAAGACUUAACCAAGGCAUCUACUAAUGAGUCAGAAGAGACUCCAACUCAGCAAUCGGAGCAAAUUACUGAAAACGUUGUCGCCGGACAAAACGAUAAUGAGGAAGCGUUAGACAUGUCGAUUGGAAAGAAGGAUCAGGUUGAGCCAAUGGAAAUCUCUGAAGAAGGAAACGAUAACCAAAAAGAAGAGUCCAAAAUGAAUGAGCCGACCAAAGAUGUGGACACUAAAGAAAUUAAGUCGGAUGAGAAAACUUCUGGUGAAAAGGAAACAAAAACUGAAAAGGACAUCCAGAAAGCUGAUGGUGAAAUUUCGAAAAAUAUUCAAGAUGCUGGUAAGAAUACUGAACCAGAAAAGACUGAUGAGUUCGAGAAUAAAGUGGAAACUGAGAAAAGAACAGAAGGAGAAGCUGCGUCUGAAAAAAGCAAAGAAGAAGUUGUAAAGACAGUUGAAGAGACGGGAAAAGAAGAAAACCAAGAAAAAGAUACUGUAUCUGCCGAAGAUGCUGAAGAAACCAAGUGUGAAGGAGACAUGAUUUCAGACAAAGCGAAAACUGAUAAACAAACUAAAGAUGAAGAUGAAACAUUUUCUGAAGAAUUGAAGGAAGGCAAGACCGAGGAACAAUCAAAAACUGAGAAAGUAACCAAAACUGAAGAAGAAAAAACUUCCAAUGAAGCGAAGGAAGAUAAGAAUUCUGAAAAAGAAAAAGACUCUGAGGAACAGAAGUCUACGGAAAAAGACAACGCUGAGGGGGAUAAGGGUGCGGAAGACACCAAGAUGGAAGUUGAUACAGCUACCGAAGACCAAACGGACAAAAGCAGCAACACCAAGACUGAAACAGGUGAAAGCGCUGAAGAACCAAUGGAAGUUGACGGAGAGGAGCCAGAAGCUAAAAAAGCAAAGGUGGAAGGCGAAGAUGUCAAGACCGAGGAACCACUAGCUCUUGAUCACGCCGCUACUCUUGUCAAAAAAGAAGUUUCGGCUGCCAUCAAAGUCUACCAGAAGUACUUCGACGAUAUGAAACUUGAUCAAAAAGUCACUCAGCCAAACAUCUCGAACUACAUCCGUGGUGUCAUCCUAAAACGAUUAAACUCCAAUACUGUUCACAUUGACGGAUACCUCGCAAGAAUCGAAAAGGCAAGAACGAGAGAAGAGUUCCAGACUCUGUAUGAUGAAAUUACUCUCUUGAUCAAGAAGGCUCGUCAGUCUCAAGAAAUCAACGAUUUGCUGGGACCUCUCUACUAA
Molecule: messenger RNA, 1323 nt
Organism: Caenorhabditis remanei
Lineage: Eukaryota; Metazoa; Nematoda; Chromadorea; Rhabditida; Rhabditidae
Exons: 3
Coding region: 1-1323 (440 amino acids)
Source: RefSeq, a predicted model, not a curated record